Messenger RNA from Oryzias melastigma (Indian medaka), 3489 nucleotides. RefSeq names its product synaptopodin 2-like protein. Gene Ontology annotation, cellular component: nucleus; actin cytoskeleton; Z disc. Gene Ontology annotation, biological process: positive regulation of actin filament bundle assembly. Gene Ontology annotation, molecular function: actin binding. The record is from RefSeq and is a predicted model, not a curated record. Lineage: Eukaryota; Metazoa; Chordata; Actinopteri; Beloniformes; Adrianichthyidae.
GAGGAGCAGGAGGAAGAAGAGGAGGCAAGAGAUGAGAUUGAAGAAGAACUGGAGAAUAUCAAGCAGAGGAUGUCUCCAGUGGUUGUUGGAAAUGCUGGAAAGGAAGCAGGGGCAAAUCCGAGCCACUCUGUUCCGGUAGGACCUGGAAAGCUUCCUAAUGGUUGUUACAGCACCUCUGAACCUGAGAUGAUGCCUUUAACCUCAUCCAAGCAUGCAACCUCCAUCAUCAAUAGAACUGCCAGACCAUUUUUCUCUCCCACUCCAACUCAUGAGGUAAAGAGCCCCAUCAUGGACAUCCCUUCUCCUCCAUCUUAUUCCACUCCUCCUCUCCCUGCAUCCGUUGCCCCUGAGUACUCCCCACUGCCCCCAGCUCCGACAUAUCCCACACCUCCUCUGCCAAUGUUCACCAAACAAUCUCAGCCAUCUUUUUACUCAAGUCCACCUCCAUUGUCUCCAACCAUGUCAUGUUCCUCACCUGUACCUGUUUCUCAGUACCCACCUGUGUCCCAUUGUGCCCCCCCUACUGCCCCAAAGCCAUCCACCUUUGUUCCAGUUUCAGCUGGAGAGAGAAAGCAAAUUACACAGAUAAAAACAGGAAUACUUGAAGACAGUGCUGCCAGGAGAGCAACUAAGAAGACAAUGUUCACAUUCAAAGAGAAGCCAGUGGUAGCUCCAAACCCAGAGCUCCUCUCCCUGGUGCAGGGGGUGGAUGAAAGGAAGAAGCACGGAAACAGAUCUGUGCCCGAGCCAGCAUCUGAAGAAGAGCUGUUGGCUCUGGGAGCAGAAGCUUCCAACUUCCUUUCCAAAGAAGAGGACAAAGCAAAAGGAGCAAAAGCUCCAGAGUGGGCCUCCUGUCUGAAGAGCUCAAGGACCCGACCGAGGGUGGAGCACCAGCCUGAGCAGACCCUAACCAAUGUGUCAGGGAAAGGGGCAGAGCUGUUCGCAAAACGUCAGUCCAGGAUGGAGAAAUACAUUAUCGAGAAUCAGAAGGCAGGACAAAUGAGGUCUCCAUCUCCAACGAUGUCCCUUCCACCAUCUUGGGUGUACCCAUCAAACAUGCCUGGAAGGGUCAAAGCCAUUGCUAAAAACUCUGACAUUAGUGUUCAGCUUUCACAGAAUAUGAAGGCGCAACAAGCAGUCAGACAAAAACCAAAGCCAAAGGCGGUUGCACCAGAACCAGUUCCAGAACCACCUCCGUUGGAAAACGGUUGCUCCAAGAUUGAAAUGGACCUAUCAAGGCACCGGCCUUACCAGCUGAACUCUUCCUUAUUCACCUUCAAUCCCGUAAAGGAUCCAGUUAGUACUCUACCUAGAGGAGCUCCACGGGCCAACAACCUGGUCACCGGCCAUGCUCUCUCCAGACAAACUUCUCUGCCAAGUCCUUCUCCCACUCACUUCACAAUCCCGGUGAAAUCCGCUCAGCUGCCUUUUAGACCCCAAAAGGGGCCAGAGCAUGCAUCAAAUCCAGAUUUUGGAACUCAGAGGAUCAGUUCUCCUAUGUCCCCCACUUCCCCAGAGAAAGCAUCAUCUUCACAGUCAGCUGUGCAGGCACCAAGGCCAACAUUUUCUGCCAAGAAGGCAGGAAUUACACCCCAGGUCUCAAUGGAGUCCCCUUCUGGAGAAAUGACCAAUGAGACAUCCACUUUUACAAGCGUCUCCACCCUCCCUAGACGGUUCAGCAGCCCAGCCACUGGAAUCUGGUCUCAAACAAACAAGUCUUCCACCGCCAGCAGUGACUCCAUUCGCCCACUUACUUCCCCUGUGACUUCUCCCAGUACUGCAAGAUACCAGUCAAAUACAAACCAUCAGGAUAUUCCGUUUUCCACUUCUACAGCCAAAGCCUCGGCAACACCCACCUCUCCACGGUCCCCUUGGAGUUCAAGAUGCCAGUCUCCAAUGGUCAGCCCUCCUGUGAAGGGUCAUUCUCCUGUGUCUCCUCCUUGGAGUUCAAGAUGUCAGUCCCCAAUGGCCAGUCAGAAUAGCAAGCCAUCUGCCGUUAUCUCCUGUUCCAUAUCUAGACCUUCUUUGGCAUGUACAGACACUUUCCCAUCUCCUCCUUGGGAAUCAGGAGUCAAAGCCCCGCAGCAGAGUCACAACACCCAGUCCCCUGCCCUCUCCACUUCAACAUCCAGACCUUUCCAAGCAUCAACAAGUUCAGCCUGGGGCUCACGGUCACAGUCUCCGGCACCUUUUCACAGAAGUUCCAUCUCAACUCCCACUAAAAAUCUCACAUACACAUCUUCAGCCACAUCUCCUUCUCCACAGCCUACAGGAAAUCGCUGCAUGUCACCAAUCAGUAAUAACCUGGAUUCUAGGGCGAACCAUAGGUUGCUGGCAAAAAACAUCAUCAAUGCGGCAAAACGUAAAAACAGCCCCUCGCCUGGUGCACUGAGUGGUCACAGCCUCCCCAUAUCACCUCUGGGAAACCAUGACUGUCACAAACCACCCAUUAGUCCCUUCCAUUCUAGAGCAUUAGGGGCACAGUCUCCAGUUUUCACCAGCCCUCCUCCCACUCCAACUCAAAGGAUCUGCUCACCUGUUCGGUUCUACAACUCUCGCUCCCUGACUGACUCGGAUGCCUCCAUAGAGUCUGAAGAUUCAGGGCUGCGGUCCCCCGGCUUGCACUCCUACAACACCUGUCCCCGUGGUUGGGGAGGCAGUCUGCGGGUCAAGAGAAGCACCAUCUCCACCGACCUGUGAGGGAGUUCUCAUAGGAGCCAGUUUUUGUAAACAAUUGUGACAUUGGUUCAGCCAAUCAAACAUCGAUCUUAAGAAAUUGCAAAGACUAUCAUAUACUUAAUCUGUAUUUCCUGCUUCUGUAUUAUCAUAGUUUUAGUAUUUAAUACGGCUCAUGCUCCAGACAAAUCAAGCUUUUUAUAGAGCACACUUGAUGUGGCUUGUGCGCUACUCAGUACCAAAAGUGCAGAAAACACAAUAACCAAAGAAUUUUAUUUUUAAUACGUAAGCAACUCUUGUCGUAUUGUCGGUCAUUUAGGGAUUCUCAUGUUUGUUGAUCUGAUAUAAGUCAUGAAAUGAAGUCACGGAUUACAGCAUAUCUGUUUAAAGCAAUAUUUUUAUUGUUUUUAAAUGAAUCAAUGUAAAAAUAAUCUAAAAAUUAUUACAAAGACAAUAAGGCAAUUAAUGCUCAUAAACUGCGAAGGAUUUUACUGCAGAUUAACAACAGUUUUAACUAUUACAGAUUAAUUGAAACACGCAAUUAUAACUGUGCAAUAUGUUUUUUUUAAGUGUACAUUUGUGUUGCUAUGAGUCCUGAUUUUGAUUUAAGUGAAUGUAUAUUUUCUGGAAACACUCAAAGAAUAAGGGAACAUUGAACUCGAUGGAAAAUAAAGAGGUUAGAUGGGGCAUUGGAGAGCCUGUACAAUCGAGCACUGUUGUCACGUUUAAUAAGAAAAUCAAACAUAUUCUUGCUCUGAUGCUUUCUCACCUGCAAUCAUAUUUCUUUGCAUUAAAAAGGUUUUUGUGGAGGAA